Pocillopora verrucosa is the source of this 4191-nucleotide messenger RNA. NCBI's taxonomy places the organism in Eukaryota, Metazoa, Cnidaria, Anthozoa, Scleractinia, Pocilloporidae. The record is from RefSeq and is a predicted model, not a curated record.
AUGAAGACAUUAUGCUUGGCUCUGAUAUGUCAAUGUUUCGUCACUUUUACAUUGGAACAAAGCUUCGAGAUUUUGAGGCGAAGCAAUGGCAGAGACUCGUUUGAUAUUCCAUCUUCAGUGUGUAAUCCAAAAGGCCCAAAUCCAGCCGUCAGAUGCAAAACAUUGGGUGCUUUUAACCGGAGACGCAAAAAAUGCUCCUGUUUGUGUCCUGGCAGGAAUGCCACAUUUAUGUUUCACCAAAAAAAAUGGUCUUGUCUCCCAAAUGCACAAGGCAGAAGCCACUACUACCGGGGAUGCAGUUAUACAGCAGCAUUUACCCGGGAGAGUGGAGACCGCCGAAUACCAUCAAUAGGAAUUGGCGAAAGGAGAGACAUGACUCUUCGGCCUGUAUUUGGAUUCUGGUCGCUUUGGACCUGCUCAUUGAAUAUUCCCAUGUCGUGGUUUGCGGAUUGUUGGGAUACAAGACACCGGUUGAGUCAAUAUUCCAAUAUUGUAACGAAACUGUUCAAAAUUGGCCAGCAAAAACCCGCGAAUCCUUAUUAUUUAAGGGUAAAUAGAAAUGUGCCAGGUACCAACCUUUUCCAAGGAAAGAUCAUGAACUUCAUGGUAGAGUGUACCUUGCAGAUUGGACGCUCACUUCUACGAACACGGAGCUGUAUGUUGUUCAAACUGGAAGGAAAGACCACAUGUCCCGUAAUUAAACCAGUUAUAACAAGUUCCUCCAGCAUGCCAUCGUUAACAUCUUCUCCAGCAUCGCUUACUUCGUCAAACGGCCUCUCUUCCACAGUUACGGCUUCCACACAGAUCUCUCACGGAGUUACACCGACAACUAUCGCCGUCCAAUCUAGCAUAUCCGGAACUUCGCUCUUCCCAACAGCAUCCGCUACCUACAGAAUUAUCUCUGAAAGUUCAUUGAAGGCUUCGACUCUACAACCGACCAUCUCUAAAAUCCACCCACAAGUCUCCAAUUCAAAUUUACACGUUUCUGCAAUGUCACCGACACCAUCUCUUUCACAAUCGAUCGCCUCUGAAGCUUCUCCGGAAGUCCCCGAAACUCAGCCGACCAUGUCCGAAAUUGCACCGGCGCCACUUGAUACCCGAGAAAGAUCUGUAACAGAACCAGACUUUGAGGGGCCCAGUACCCAAGUGACCAUCAAAACUAUAUCAGCAUCAGCAUCAGCAUCAGCAUCAGUACCAGACACUCAGCCGACUGUCGCCAAAAUUGUACCCACGGAGCCUACAGCUCCAGUGACAGAUCCAGAAACUGCACGGAAACUAGACCAAGUGGAUCCAAAUAACAACAAUACUGCACAAAAAACCUUCCCCUCCAAAGCUCCACCCUCUAUCGGAAGCAAGGAUUUAUCUUCCUCAGUUUUCAUCACUGGCAUAGCCGCUGCACUUGUAUUUGCUGCCGUCAUCGCUGUCAUCAUUGCCUAUCGUCGCCACUACUCGAAUGGAAGGCGUCGCUCAAACUCUACAGAGACUGUCAGUGAUAGGACAACGGAAACAAUAGUGAUGAGCCCGCGAAGGAAAAGGUCACACCCAUCAGAUAAAGAUAACAGCAACAACAAUACGCUUGGAUUUAAAAACCAAACGCAACGGACGUCGACAAACAGUGUUCCAGCAUGGCUAACCGACCUGUAUCAAUCUCAUGUAAACGGUUCACUUGAGGAAGAAGACAGCACCAGCCAUUUGUACGCCCCGCUUGACAUUCCAACAAUCGCGGCUGAAUUUCAUCCAGAACCUUUUUAUCACGUUUUAGAAAAACCUGAGAAACCUCUUGACCAUGCCUCAGAAAAAAAUAGACAUGAUGCCAGUACACACUGCAACAAGAGAGAGCCAUUUUACUAUGUCCUAGAGGGACCUUAUCUCGAUGAUACAGAGAAACCUCCUCAGCGUGGUACCAUUUCAUUAGAGGAACCAAUUUACUGUACCUUAGACGAAGUCUAUCCACGUCGGUCCGGUUCGUCACAUGGCACGGGCAAAAAUGAUUCAAUAUACAACGUUUUGGAUAGGCGUUAUUUUAAGAGCUCAAAAGUGCCUGAUCAUUAUGUGUUCGUGUCCCCUAGAGGUGAUAUUUUGAACCGGUUAGAGACACUUCCUAAGGACGCUUCCUCAACUCCUUCUAAUGAUGGCCCUAGAUGUGACUACAUGGAGAGGCACAAGGUCCUGGACAAACGCUUCUUUGAAGAAUCUGAGGUCGCUGAUCAUUACGUACAAAUUUUCCCUUUCACACUUGAUAACACGAUAAGGCGUAUCAAUUCUAAUUCUUCAAGAAAAUCAAGUUUAGGUCGUCUGUCUACCAACGGACAUUUAGAGGAAUGCUAUUUUCGAAGGUCAAACAUUCCGUCUCAGUAUGUCAACGUGCUGGAUGUACAGGGUUUUAGCGCUUUGGAGAAAUUAGGCUCAAGUCCAAAUUCUUUAAGAAGAAAUUCUUACGUUCAUUCAACUCCCAAUUCUUUGGAAAGACUUGACUGUGCCCUAAAAGGUUCAGAUGAACCGGAGUACAGUUCCUGGAGAGAACUUUAUCUUAGGGGCAACGUGGUUCUGAGCGAACGAGGUCCAAGCGCUUUGGAGGAAUUAAACUCAAAUCCAAAUUCUUUACGAAAAACCGCUUGCCCCCAUUCAUCUCUGAAUUCUUUGGAGAGACUUGAUUGUGCCCUUAAAAGCCCAGAUGAACCAGACUACUGUCUUAUGAUGGAAAAUUAUCUCAAGGGAAACGUAGCCCUGAGCAGGCAAGGUUUUAGUGCAUUGGAAGAACUAAGGUCAAAUCCAAACAGUUUAGGGAGAAUCUCUUUCGUUCAUUCAAAUACAAACUCUUUGGAGAGACUUGGAUACGCACUUGAAUGUCCAGAUGAACCAGAUUACUGUCCUAUGAUGGAAAACUAUUCAAGGGCCAAAGUAGCGCUAACUGGACAGGGUUUCAGCGCAUUGGAAGAACUAAGCUCAAAACAAAGUUCUCUUAAAAGAACCAUUUGCAUUCAAUCAAAUCCAAACUCUCUGGAGAGACUUGAUUCUGCCCUCGGAAGUCUAAGCGAACCAGAGUACCGUUUCAUGGGUGAACGUUAUCUUAGGAGCAAGAAAGCGCCGAAUAGACAAGAUUCUGGCGCAUUGGGGGAACUAAGUUCAAAUCCAAGUUCUUUAAGAAGACCCAAAUGCGUUCAUUCAGAUCCGAAUUCUUUGCAUAGAGCUGAUCCUGCCCUUAAUUAUACAAAUGAACCAAAUAACGGUUCUUCGAUGGAUUGUUACCCAGGGGACAACGCAACGCUGAACGAAGGAGGUCCUAGCGUAUUGGAGAAAUUAACCUCAAAUCCAAAUUCUUUGAGACGACUCGUUGAAUUUCCAAAUAAACCAAAUUACAACUCUUCGAUGGAACGUUAUUUAAGUGAAAACGCACCGCUGAAAAGAGGAGGGUCUAGCGCAUUAGAGGAUUUAAUAAGCUCAAACCCGAAUUCUUUGGGUCGAACUGACCGCGUUCAUUCAAAACGAAAUUCUUUGGAGAGAUCCGAUUAUGUCCUUGAAUCUCCAGAUGAACCAGAAUAUAAAUCCUGGAUGGAACUUAAAAUGUAUUUAAGGGGCAACAUAGCGUUAAGAGAACAAGUUUCAAGCGCGUUGGAGGAAUUACAUGUAAAUCCAAACUCUUUGGAAAACAACGAUCAAAAUUCUUUAAAGGGACCUGAUCGCGCCCUCGAAUGUCCAAAUAAACCAGAAUGCAUUUCUGAUAUUUUUGUCACCAGAGGCGAGUCAGGCGACAGCACAGAAGAUGUGGACUUGAACGCCUUAAAACCAACUGAUAGUGAGGAAAGAAACUGUGCAAAUUGUUACCAGGGAAUCGCAUUUCGCAGAGGUGCUGUAAUGCGGAAAGAUAAUGCUAAAAAACGAUCUGAGGAGCCUACUGACUGAAUUCAAGACGGAAGUAAGGAGUGCUAAAGUGAAUGGCGCCUUAGCUGGAAACCCAAGGAAGCUGAUUGCAUCGAAAAAAUCGAGGCUGAGCACUGAGAAAUUGAAACAGUCUGUACUAUGGAUUCUAGAAGAAUCGGAUAAUCAUUCAUAUAACUGAACAGGCUGCUUCAAAACGGUUCGAAGAGUGGCUUGCUUAGGGCUCAGUGGCAAGUGAGUCAUUCUAGUAAACUAAGGUCGAAAGUUAAAAGUACCAAAGAGAGAAGCGUCUCAGCGAGAACUCUAUGGAAA